Molecule: messenger RNA, 2658 nt
Organism: Colletotrichum lupini
Lineage: Eukaryota; Fungi; Ascomycota; Sordariomycetes; Glomerellales; Glomerellaceae
Product: clathrin-coated vesicle protein
Exons: 4
Coding region: 1-2658 (885 amino acids)
Biological process (GO): protein phosphorylation
Molecular function (GO): protein kinase activity; ATP binding
Source: RefSeq, a predicted model, not a curated record
AUGUUCUCCUCGGCACUCAAGUCGAUAUCAUCGACCAACAUCACUGCGAACUACUCCAUCUCCUCGACCCAGACCUCGUCCGCCGGCCCAUGGAAGAUUUAUGACUGCAAGAAGAAGUCUACCGGAAAACCAUACAGCGUAUUUGUGUUUGACAAGAAGGGACUCGACAACCAUGGAAGCAGUCUAGGCAGAUCAAGCGCGUCCGCCUUCAAGCGAGCCACUGAGGAGGUUAUCGAGCGCCUGAAGAAGGAAGCCUCCAGCUUGGCGAAGCUGAGACACCCGAGCGUUCUAGAGCUCGUCGAGCCAGUGGAAGAAACAAGAGGUGGUGGACUACAAUUCGUCACGGAAGCUGUCACGGGCUCUCUGGCGGCUCUGCUGCAAGAGAAGGACGACCAGGAACGGAGUGGUGGGGUUGGCGGUCGGUCGAGUCGUUAUGUCACCGAAGAUUCUGAUGGUGUGCGCCGGCGGCGCGAGUUGGAGAUUGACGAGCUCGAGAUCCAGAAGGGUCUCUUGCAAAUCAGCAAAGCUCUGGAGUUCUUACACGAGAACGCUGGGUUGGUGCACGGAAACCUGACACCAGACGCCAUCAUCGUGAACGCCAAGUCCGAUUGGAAAAUCAGUGGUCUCGCUUUCUGCGCGCCGUCAGAGGGGUCCAACAAGCCGACCUCCUUUCAACCCAUCAGCCUGUCAGAGGUGCUCAACCCAGACCCUCGACUGCCUCGUUUUGUGCAGCUGAACCUCGACUACACCUCUCCCGACUUUGUCAUUGACAACAACUUUACCCACUUUGCCGACAUGUUCUCAUUAGGUCUCCUAGCCGUGGCCCUUUACAACUCACCACAUCAGUCUCCCAUCGAAGCUCACGGCAGCUUAUCAACAUACAAGAGAACAUUCGCCUCGUCAUCCACAGUACCGUCUGCUACCAACCAAUUCUUAUCAUCACGACCUUUACCCAAGGAGCUGGUUCAACAUGUUUUGCCGCGCCUGAUAACACGACGACCUGCUCAGCGCCUCACAGCAAAGGAAUUUCAAGAAAGUGAAUACUUCAACAACGUGCUUGUUUCGACAAUCAGGUUUUUGGACGCUUUCCCAGCAAAGACUCCAAACGAGAAGGCUCAGUUCAUGAGGGGACUAGUCAAGGUUAUGCCUUCAUUCCCCAAGACUGUUAUGGAGAAGAAGUUAUUACCAGCGUUGCUUGAAGAGAUGAAAGACAAGGAUCUUAUAGCGUUGAUUCUUCAAAACGUCUUCACCAUCGUUGAUUUACUACCCUCUGCGAGGAGGGUGUUUGCCGAAAAAGUACGGCCAGCAUUGAAAGCAACAUUUGCCCCACCCCCGAAGAAGGACCAGGCUCCUGAGAGGGACCCGACGAAGGAUGCUGGGUUGAUGGUUGUGCUCGAACACAUGUCUACAAUCUGCAACAACUGCAAUGGCAAGGAGUUCACUGAUGCAAUCGAAGCACCAACACCGGCCGUUGUUGACGCGGCCCUGAGAGGUCUACCUUCUAUUCUACCAGUUCUCGACUUUAGCACCAUCAAGAAUGAGCUAUUCCCAGUCAUUGCGGCCGUGUUUAGCAAAACGAGUAGUUUGGCCAUCAAGGUGCGCGGCUGCCAAGCAUUCGUCGUCCUGUGUGGCGGAACAUCCGACGCGGAAGACGAUGGCCUCGAUGCUUUCGGUACUUCAAAGAAGAAAUCAACUUCGUCCUCUAGCAUGCUGGAUAAAUACACCAUGCAGGAGAAGAUCAUCCCGUUGAUCAAGGCUAUCAAAACGAAAGAGCCUGCGGUCAUGAUGGCAGCCCACGGCGUUCUGCGAGUUGUAGGUGAAGCAGCCGAUGCCGAGUUUGUGGCGAUUGACAUCCUUCCCAUUCUGUGGCAUAUGAGUCUCGGCCCUUUGCUCAAUCUCAAACAGUUCCAGAGCUUCAUGGACCUUAUCAAGAAGUUAUCCAAAAGAGUGGAAGACGAACAGACUAGGAAGUUGCAAGAGCUCUCUGGUACCAACGGCAGCACUGCCGGGGCUAAUGAGGACUUCAUGGCCUUUGGCGGCGUCAGUGGGACCUCUUUUGAUGCCUCCAAUGGAGCGACAGAAGACGAUUUUGAGAGCCUUGUCAAGGGCAAAACGACACGAACGUCAACUUCGGAUGCAUUCUCUAGCUGGGAAGAGACACCCGCUGCGGCAGCCAGAGUUACCUCGCCCGCGCCCGGGAGUAGGUCAGCAACUCCGGCCUUUGCGUGGUCAACUCCGAGUCCUACUCAGACAGCACCACCUCCAGCGCCUAAGCCUCAACCUAGUUUCCGGACGGUGACGCCUGACAUGGGUUCUUUCCAAACCAUGACUCCAACAUCGACUCAAUUCUCUAAACCUCUGCAGCCAACUUCGCCAAUGUCGCAGCCAGCCGCACAGCCCAGCUCAUCCAUCAACUGGUCCACGGCGUCGGCAGCAACUUCUAAUCCGUGGUCGUCGUCGUCAACAUCAACGCCGGCCUUCUCGGCCGGUAACUCCAUGUCGCCACCUCCGAGCUCCGCUUUUGGUGGAAUGACUACGCCCAUGUCCAACAUGUCGCUCGGUGGGCAAAGACCAGGCAUGUCACAGUCAUCUUCGUUUUCCCUGCCGCCACCGCCCGCCGGUAAUUCGACGGGUGGCUUUUCCGGAUCUUCCGGCUAG